Molecule: messenger RNA, 576 nt
Organism: Cotesia congregata
Lineage: Eukaryota; Metazoa; Arthropoda; Insecta; Hymenoptera; Braconidae
Source: the annotation of a GenBank genome assembly
AUGUCACAAAAAGUACGCUUACAAUUUUACGACAUCAAUGGCGAAUCAGUUCAUGAUCAAGUACUAAAUUUAUUCGAUUAUCUUAAAAGUUUGCUACCACAAAAAAAUACCACUGAUGAAAACGAUUUUAAUAACAGAAGAAACAAUAUUCAACUGUUUUUAGGGACUGAAUUAACUGCAAAAAAUCAAGAGAAUCAAGUAACUUAUAAUCGUCACAGUAAUUUUAAUGUUGAUAAAUUAUUUCCAUUACCAAUUGGGUCGUUUUUCUUUAUAAAUGACAGAAAACUACCGAAAGUUUAUAGUUUACACAUUAUCGCUUAUGAAAAUAAGUAUUUGCGUUACCACUCAAGUAAUUAUCUCGGUCAUUUAGUGAACAGACUAUUACCUUUAUUAAAUUCUUUGAAUAAUGAUAGCACUGAUGAUUUGAUUGAUGAGAGUGAUUUUACGUUAGAAAUUUAUCUGAAAAAUAAAUAUAAAGCGGUUGAUGCAUAUCUUCCUGUGGCUAUGAGGUUGAUUGAAACUUCAAACUUUAUAAAAUGUUUUGACCAAAGUAAAUAUAUCAUACGUUUAGUUUGA